GUCAAGCUUGUGUUUUGCUUUGGGUUUUUUGUUAUUGUUUCAGGUUACUGGAGCAGCAGACAGAAAAAGAUAUCGCUGCGGACUCAGACACGUUCAUUUCCCUUUUUCUUUUGGACUGCAGCUGUAUUAUCUCAAACGCAGCCUGGUAUUUAAGGAGAGGGGUUUAAAGGAACAGCCUUGCCUGGCUUUGUGUGUGUGUGUGUGUUGCCAUGGAUAAGACUUGGCGGGUGGAGUUUAGAAAUGUGGGCUGCAUUUACUUCCCGGAGAGUAGAGUAGAUUGCCACUACACCUUAAGCUCACAGCACAGCUGGACCAGCAGUGACUGGAUUGGGCUCUUCAAGGUGGGAUGGACGUCAGUAAAGGACUACGAGACAUUUGUUUGGGCUCUGACCCCGGCGGAUUACCAGGAGGGCACAGAUAAUAACUGCUGUGUGCAGUUUCAAGCCUCGUACCUGCCCAAACCCAGCUCCCAAGAGUAUGAGUUUGUAUACAUUGAUGCUAAAGGGGACGUGUGCUCCCGCAGCUCCAAAUUCACCUUCUGUGCACCAAAGCCGCUUGACGAUCUGGUGACACUCGAGGAAGUGUCCCACGGUGAGGAUGGAGGCAUAGACAUGCUGUUGGUAGUACCAAGAGCUGAACUGCUGCAGAGUCGACUGCAGGAGUGCCUGCAAGUGCGUGCUGAGCUGUUGCACGAGCAGGAGGUGUUAAAAAAGCAAAAGGAGAUUGAGAGGGAUGACUUUAAGAGGGCCAAGGAGGCUUGGGACAGACAGCGAAGAGGGUUGGAAUGUGAUCUCGCCCGGCUGAAGGAGGAAUUGAUGUGGAGUCGAGAAAAGAUGGAGGAGCUGGAAAGGAAGCAGGAGGACGGGCAGGCUUUGGGAGAGUCUCUAGCCCAGGAGAAAGCGGCUUUAAUGAGUGCCAAGAAGGAAAAUGAAGUGCGAAUAAGAGAGCUGGAGGAGGACAUCAAAACCCUGACUCAGAGGACUGUGGAGAAAGAAACAGAGCUGGAGAGGAUGAAGGAAAGAGCCAAAAGAGCUGUGGCCUUGAGGAAAGAAGAGGAGAAUGAAAGGAAGAGCCUGCAGUCCAAGCUGGAGCAGACAGAGGUGGAGCUCAAAAGUCUCUCUAAGGAGUUCCAGAGUCUCAGGAACUCCCUGGCACAGAGAGACACCAGCGUCCUGCAGCUCCAAAACUCCAUCACCACCCUCACACAGAAACUCACCACCGCUCACAGGAAGGAGGCGGAGAACGAAGCGUCGCUGAAAGAGAUGCGGAGCCUUCGGGAGCAUCUUCACAUGAGUGAGCGCACCGCGGUGGGCUUAAAGAGAGAUCUGAGCACCAUGGUGUCGCAGAGGGACCACGGGCAUGCCGAGCUGCACCAGGCUCGUCUGCAGGCUGCCCAGCUCACUCUUCAACUCGCAGAUGUCAGUAUGAACCUAAGAAAAGAAAGCACCCACUGGGAGCAGGAGAGAGAAAGUCUGCAGCGCACUGCAGAGAGGGACCAUGAUCGCUUAGAGAAGCUUAACACAGAGAUGCAGAGGGUGGAGGAGAGGCUGCAGGAGGAAAGGAUGGAGCGAGUGAAGCUGGAGGUUGAGCUUGGAAGAGAAAAAGAUUGCAAUCGAGUUCAACUGAGUGAAACCCGGAGGGAGCUCCAGGAGCUGAAGUCCUGCCUGAGGGUCGCACAGAAGGAGAAGGAGCAGCUGCAGGCAGAGAAACAGGAGUUGAUGGAGUACAUCUGUCAGCUGGAGCAGAAGGUGGGAACAGUGACCAGCGCCGGGUGGGACGCGGCUCCCGUCGCCUCCACAGGAUGUCCUGACGCUGCCUUAUCUGACUCUGAGGAUGAGAGUCCCGAGGCUUUGCAGCUCCUCCAUUCCCCCAGAACUCUGGGACACUACAGCUUAUGUGAGCAGGGUCAGCACGACUCCAUGUUGUUGUCAACCCCCCCUUCCUCCCCCAGGGACGUGAACAGGAGCGCGGUCGUCAUCAACCAGCCGGCCCCGCUCUCCCUGCCACACCAGACCGCCGACUCUCAGGCACACAGCUCGGAUUCGGAGGAGGAAUCUGAUCCAAUUCCGUGUGGAAGGAAAAGCUCUGGAGAGGAAACGGCCCUUCUGCUGGCUGACUACAAGGAUAAUGUUCUCAGUGAUCUGGCUGACACUUCCCUAUGGUGACGAGAGGACAUCCAGCUACGACAACAAGAGGACUUUGAAGUUUGUUGUGGAACCUCCAAGCACACAAACACAAUGUUAAUAUGCAAUAACUUUAUAUCUGAAGCCAGCCUCAUUUUUUCCCUCUCUAGACGUUUUUUGUCUCCACUCUGAUGUUUCAGAGCCGUGGAAAGAAAGGAUUUAGUUGAAUCAUUGCUGUGUCGAGAGCUUUACGACGGAUGUAAUGUCGUUUUUAUGGGAUUGUGAUUAGGAGCCGCGGCAGGCGCUGUAAUUAUGAUGUUUUGUGCAAACUCGUCUUCUUAGGAAAUCACAGCAAAAUCUGAUCAAGCAUUACAUUUUUUUGGGGAAACUUCAUGGCAGCAUCAACUAUUGAUGCAAAAGAAUAAAAUAUUGCCGUAUUGUAGCUCUGACAUCACAUUUCUCCCUCGUUUCUUUAAAACUUUAGAUUCAAACGCACUUUCUUGUGAACACUAACAGCUGUUUGUGGUGCAGGUGCAGUUGAGUGAUUUAGUGAAGCAGAGAUUUGCUUAAAACUUUGAAUAAGUGAACUUAUUAAUGUCUGUUGAGGUAAAUGCCGCAUAUCUUUUUAAAUCGAUGCUUUUAGGCUCUCUUAAUCAGCUGCCGUUUUUAUCUGUUAAUGAACCAAGACUUUGCUUUUUAUGAAUUUAAUUCCAAAAGGUAGCUUCUGCCUCUAUUAUAGUUGAUCUAAAGUCAAAAUUCAGUCAUGCAAUUUGAAAUUUGUGCCUGAUGUUAUAAGAAAAUCAUCUUUAGAUGUCCUGACGCAGUGCAUGUGCUCCCCCCACCCACCCCCUGGCACUAUACUGCCUAAUAAAAACUGCUGCCUACUUUUAAAUCAAUACUAUAUGCAUUUUUCAUGGUUUUCUAUUUAUAAUUAACGUGAGUUAUGCUGCAAGUGGACUAUGUUCGGGUUUAGAUUCAGUUUAUGUGUAGCUUACUAAACUCCCCGUGCUCUGCUGAGAUGAUUUUAUGAUAAAUAUCCUGAUGUUUGAUUUUAUCUGCUGAUUUUUGCACCUGUUUUUACUACAGAAGAGUAUUUAGAUAAUGUUUUGUGUGUAAGGCGUGUGUGCUUUAGCUACUCAUCCUUCAUCUGGGUUUUCAGUUUAAUUUCUGAUUCCGAAUGCUCCCAUGAAAACUACUCAGAUUUGAUGUUAGACCAGCUGGUGAAGUUUGGUGUAAAAAUGUGCAAAAGAUUGGAAUGAGAUGGGGAUGACUGAAGUCAGAAAAGUUCAAAUCUGUCCACGUUUUUGUUUUUAUUGGUGUUUAUCCUUCAUGUCUGACUAUAUAGAAGACUAAAGAUUUUAGGUCUUUAUCAGAUGACAGCCCACACUUUGUGUUUGUUUUCCUGCUUUAUGUCUGAAGGAAGUUGUAGUUUUGUCCACUGAGAGUGCUUCCUGCCUUAUGAUUUAUUAUAAUGUUGUGUGUGUGAAUGCCACCCUGUGUGUUAUUUUCUUUUCAGUCAUGUAACAGGUUUGGGCUAAGCAUAAUAAAAUGUAUUCAUCA
Nothobranchius furzeri (turquoise killifish) is the source of this 3683-nucleotide messenger RNA. It is a transcript of the gene calcoco1a, whose product is annotated as calcium binding and coiled-coil domain 1a. The record is from RefSeq and is a predicted model, not a curated record. Gene Ontology annotation, molecular function: transcription coactivator activity. Gene Ontology annotation, biological process: positive regulation of transcription by RNA polymerase II. Lineage: Eukaryota; Metazoa; Chordata; Actinopteri; Cyprinodontiformes; Nothobranchiidae.